CUGGGCAACAAGAACAAAACUCCGUCUCAAAAAAACCAAAAACAAAAAACCACAUAGGUGUUUUGAGUUUGUAGGCGGCCUGUGGUUUAAUACCUUUCUCUCCCAUUUAAUUCAGCUCCACGGGGCACAUGGCAUCUCCCUCUGCUCAUCACAAUGUCUGCAUCAAACAAAUGAAAAACAAAAACAUGAUGGGCUCUCCCAGCAGAGCUCCAGGGUUGGAAAGAGCCCCCUGGCAGGGAAUUGGCACCCCGUCAUGCCCAUCCUCUCUCUCUCACUGCCUGCUGGAAAGGCCCCCAUCUCCCUUUGAGUCCUCCUCCUGGGGGACCCCUGUGAGCCCCAUUAACCUCUGUCCUGAAAUCAUCACAAUGGCCAGGGUGGCCUCAGCUCAGGGCCUCUGUGACAUCACCAAGGGCCUGGCACCAGGUGCCCAGUCUCCCAGUUGCGAGGGCAAGCAAACCCAUCAUGAGCAUCUCCCUUCCCCAUCUCUGCUCACCAUGUGGACGCUGAAAUGGUUCCUGGUCCUGCUUCUGUGCCUCACCUGCAGCUAUGCCUCUAUGUUCUCUUCUCGGAGAGAGAAAACUAGCGAACCCCAGGGGAAGGUGCCGUGCGGAGGGCACUUUCGGAUUCGGCAGAAUCUACCAGAGUACGCCCAAGGCUGGCUUGGGAGCAAAUGGCUCUGGUUUUUGUUUGUUGUUGUGCUGUUUGUGAUACUGAAGUAUCAAAGAGACAGUGAGAAGAAUAAGGAGCAGAGUCCUCCUAGCCUUCGAUGCUUCCCAUUUCGCACUCCACUAAAGAAAAAUCAAAAUGCUUCUUUUUUCAAAGACUGUACAUUCAAUACCUUACACGAACUCGACGUGGAGCUUGUGAGAUUUAUGUCCAAAGUGCGGAGUCUUAAAGGUGCCAUGGCAACAGGCAAUAUCAGUAACCUCAAGCUUCAAAGGUCAGAGAUGCCUGCAGAUCCAUACCAUGUCACGGUCUAUGACAUAUGGGGAGAAGAAAGCUCUAGCUGAAUGGAUUUGUGCGUCAAAGUAGGAGAGAAAAAAGUUGAGUGUUGACAAACUGUAUGCAAAUCAAUAAAAGUAUUCUGAAGAAAAGAACUUCCACGUUUGAGAUCUUGCUUCUUUUCUCUUUUUCACUAGAAGAAAAAGUGAAUGUGAGACCAGCAGCCAUAGCAGUGAUGGUUUUGUUUUUGCCCCUCUCACGUCCUCUAGAGCUGUGGGUGGUGAGAAGAGCACCGAAAGCUACAUAAUAGUAUGUGAUGAGCUCGUGCUUCCGUGCAAUGGCGGCGGGUGGAUGACGGAGCUGGGGAAAUCUGGGAUAAGAUGCUGACGUCGU
This is a messenger RNA of Chlorocebus sabaeus (green monkey), 1335 nucleotides long. RefSeq names its product protein FAM209B. Lineage: Eukaryota; Metazoa; Chordata; Mammalia; Primates; Cercopithecidae. The record is from RefSeq and is a predicted model, not a curated record.